Molecule: messenger RNA, 6135 nt
Organism: Fulvia fulva
Lineage: Eukaryota; Fungi; Ascomycota; Dothideomycetes; Mycosphaerellales; Mycosphaerellaceae
Product: Separin
Exons: 1
Coding region: 1-6135 (2044 amino acids)
Biological process (GO): proteolysis; meiotic chromosome separation
Cellular component (GO): nucleus; centrosome; mitotic spindle pole body
Molecular function (GO): protein binding; cysteine-type endopeptidase activity
Source: RefSeq, a predicted model, not a curated record
AUGGCGACAGCGGCCGCAGCGGAGGCAGUGAAGGCGGCCAUCACGAGUGGCGGCGCUUCCUCUGCCACCGUCACCACACUGCACACUUUACUCUGCGAGCCGUCGCCCCGGCCGGCUUCAGCCAAGACCGGAGCUGCAUCAGCCUCCACAGCUCGACGCGCCAUCACGAAACGGCCACCCACUCCGCCAGCACGGCGCACACCGACUGCGCGAGGACGUCAGGCGCCCGAGGUCCAGGUCUUGGAGGAUGUACCUGCGCCCGUGCCCGCGAAAGCACGAUAUGCGCUCGCCACCGAGAUUGUCAACAUUACCUUGAAGCUCCUCACCGACGCCACGAAACCAGGACCACAACAGCAGCGAAGAGCAUCGUCUGCACAGCGCCAUUCGACUGCGAAACAGCCUUCUACGCCAUCGCACAAAGCGCUUCAGCUCCGGAGCGCCAAUGCCACGCCCGUCCCGACAUCGACGGGGAAGAAGCCACGAUCUCAGCGGCGGCCAUCUCAAGCCUCGGUGACAAGCACUUCACCCGGCUCGAUCCAUCUAGAAUGUGUCGCCGCAUGUGCAAGACUCGCGUUCUCAUGCUUGCGAUCCACGGACGUGAAGACGUUGGGCAUUCGCGAGCUUCCGCAAUGGCACUUGGAAACUGGAAUGCUUUCGCUGUGUGGCAAGCUAUUGACCCUGGACCAUCGUGCACUUGCUGCUAAGCAGCUCCGUUCCGUCAAACACAGUCUGGAGACCGCGGCACGUGCUGUGCCUGGCUCUAGACCAGGCCCUGCUACUUCCGCAAAGCCCUCGCAGCAUGCUUCUCACUGGAGUCUGCUCCUCCUCCACCGGCAUGUACAUGCUAUGCCCUUGGUCCUUCCAACGCUGAUCAUUUAUCAGCUGCACGUGAUGCAGCUUCUUGUACUCACCACUAGUGGAUCCAUUGUCGAGAGAGUUGCCGAACUCCUGUGCUCAGGGUCUCAGGAAUCACCCGCUGGAACCAUCCUACGACACGUUGAGAGUGGAGCGGAUCCCAUCAAAGCUGCGAAGCAACUAGAAACUCUCUCUCGAACCAUGCUCCAACUGUGUCCCAGCAUAUCAGCAGCAGCAGAUGAAAAUUCCAGAGACAGAACUCUCUAUGCAGCGCCUCUGUCCGUCUUUCGGCUGCAAGUGGCUUCAUUAUCACUUCAACGGGAGAGUAGGAGGCUCAUGAAGCGACCAGAAGAUACCGAGAAAGACGUCGUCGGGCCUUUCUCAAAAUGCUUGUCCACACUCUUGCGUCGGACAAGCUCGCGCGGCGAUGCGGAAAAGCUACUGGAGACGUGUACGGCAAGCUAUCGAUCCUUGGGCUGCGACGCCCACGAGACGAGCGAUAGUACUGGCGCCGGGUUCACGGUACUGAUCACACUUUCCAGGAUAGCGCAGCUGGCGGGAUCGCAAGAGCAAUCGACUUACUAUGCAGACCUGGCUCUUACGCAAUGCCACAAGCUUGAAAUGAGCCAUGCACGUUACAUUGCGGCUUCAAUCAGACGAGGAUGUGCAGAAUUGGCAACGCCCCACGAGAUGUCUUCUGGGAUGUCCGAUCAGCAGGAUCUGAAGACUAUCGUCGAGAGCCUACAGAAGGACUUGUCUGGCACCUCGUCCGACUACGAGAUGCUGCUGUUGGAACUGGCGCAAGUAGUCAGACUCAACUCUCGUAAUGACACACAACUGGAAGAACAAAAGCGCUUACUAUGCGCCGCAGCAGCUUUCGCGUCGCGAUACGUACGGUUAUGUCCUGGAAAGCAUGUAGCAACUGCUCAGGAGAUUGUGCAUUUGGCGUUGUCCAAGUGCGGCUCGGGCGAGGAUGUGACCUCUUGGGUCAGCUCGGACACCGCGUCAGUCAUGAUCAAGUCUGGCGCCCUUCGCCGGCUCACGGACAAGGCAUCUUCCUCUCCUCUCGCACUACUCUGCUGCUCUUCCGGUACUGCUAUAGCCUUCGGCAGAAUCCUCAAGAUUCUGGUGACGAAAGCUAUCAUAUCUGGUCCGGAAAAGAGUGCAAGCUGUGUUGUGGAUGACGAUGGCCUGGAGACAGCAGAGCGAGGCACCCUGCUCGAGUUGCAACUCAAGAACUCACUAGAUCUAGCGCACAAGCCAAAAUACAGACAGGCUUUGUCCAAGCUCGUGCAGGAGCUUGUGCGGAGACUGUCAAAGACAUACGAUGCGGCUGUAUUCCCGAUACGACGAGCCAGACUAUCAGCGCUGGUCCUGCGUGUUCGCGAAGAGUAUCCUGAGCUUCUGCCACCACACACAAUUGCGGUCUUGAGCAAAGCGACGCUCGACAACAUUACAGACUUAGCCAAGGACGAAGGUCUCAAGCGCUACCUAUUGGAUGUUCGUGCCACUUUGAACCUGUCGCGAGCUUUCUGCGAUGGUCGCCCUUCGUCCACAGAGUUGCACUCCGCCCUGGAGACAUGGAACACAUUGCUCGAAAAAGCGGAUGAUCCGGCAGACAUCGACAGUGCGAUAGACAAUCCGACUGUGCUCAUAGCACAGCUGAUCUCUCUAGAGGAGUACUUAGGAAUGCUCGGCGAUGAUGUAUCACGCCUGUCUGUCAGCACCUUGCUUCAUAAGUGCACACAAUUACGUGGCGUUGCCACAGAGCAAUGUGGCAGCGCAAGCAAGCUCGCACGGGUACACAUGAUUCUUGGAAAUGCCGAGAAGGCAAGAGAUGUGCUGCACUCGGCUUUGGUAUCGCCUCUCGUCGACGAGACUGCACCAUCUCUGGACUUGAUUGAGUAUCACCUUGCCAAGGCUGAGAGUACGCUUCUGCUUGAUCAGGUGGAUGAAUGUCGCGGGGCUUUGACAAACGCAUAUCAAGCACGUCAAAGGCUACCUCCUCAAGCCGUCAGGUCUUCACAGUCGCAGCAUUACAAGGUGUUGCACGGCAGAGCAUGGUUGGUACAAUCGCGCUUUCUGAUGGCAUCGGGCCUACCCCAGGACGCACUGCGUGCUGCAAAGCAAGCAUCGAAGAUCAUGAACAGCAUUUGGGCUACUCUAGAGCGUAAUGAUCAUUCCGCGAAGCCCCCAGUCGUUGACGAUGGAGAGGAGCCGAGAGAUCCGCCUGCCGAUGCUUUGUCCACCAAAGUCAGCAAGCUCAAUCUUAAGCCAGCAGCUCCGGGAUCACACAAGAAAAACGAGCUUCGAGGUGCGUCGUUCUGGCCCGUUGUGCGAGCUCUCUGUGAGUCGACUUUACACCUUUCGGACAUGUAUGUACACCAUGGGAUCUAUAACGAAGCAAACCACGCAUCAGAACAAGCACUCAAGACUGCUGAAGCUGUAGGAUCAUGGAGCUUACUGUCAGAUGUCAGAGCUCAUCGUGGUCUUUUCUUGGCGAUUGCAGGUCGCUUCGAAGACUCCGAACUCUGUUUAGAGCAAGAGGAGACAACAGAAGAGGCGCUGCUGUCAUUAAGAAGCGCCCAGCGACGGAAAAUAAAGGCAGCUGCUUGCGCACAGCGAGGCGAACCGAAAGCCGCCGUCACUCACCUUCAAGAGGCCGGGAAGAUCAUAACGACAAUGUUGUCGCAAGACAUGACAUCUGCAAGCAUCGCGACGGAUGAAACAAAGCCUCAGAUCAUCACUGAACCGUCAGCCGCAAAGUCUAGACCUCCUGACGCUGCUAAGCCAGCGUCUGGAGCAAGAGCAGCGGCAGCAUCGUCUCGUACCGCUCUCAAGAAAUCCAUCAAGUCCCGAGCCGCUCCCACGAAGCCUCUUAUGAAGCCUAGAGCUAUCUUAGAGGCUUCGGCAAAGCAAAAUGCAGCCACAGCCAUCCCUUAUCUGCUGCGCAAGAUCCAAGCUGAAAUUGCCUUUAACACGGCUGCUAUGGAGAUCAAAUACGGCAGUAACAGUUGCAGAGAUACCAGUGAGCUUCAAGAACUUUACGCGGGCCAGUGCCAUGGCAUUCAUUGGCGAUCACUGGAACAGGAAGUGGUUCUGAGCAAAACCAUCAAGUCUCUCGAGGCAGACUUCUCGCUUAGCGUUUUGACCGAGUCGGUCUUGUCCUAUCCUUCGCUUCAGCUACUUGAUUCCACAGAAGUAUCAACAACGUCAGCUACGGUCAAAGCACCGCCUAAGUCCUCAAGAUCUGCCGGCGGGGCUAAGAAGGUCGCUCCUACAGGAUCAUCAUCCGCCAACAUUUCGCCUUUGACAGCGUCUACCAUACAUGAAGAGUCGAGCGCCGUAUUGUCGACUAUCGAGGCACAUAAGCAGUAUGAUCUAUUGUCAACGACUUGCAUGAUCACGUCGGCCACCCCCACAACAAGGUCUCGGAGUAGUCUUGAGCUUGUCAAACCAUUGUCCUUCGUAGAUCAGGGCCGCAUCCAUGCUUCACAGAGCAUGAUGGCAGUAGCUUGCCUCGAGCGAGUUUCUAACAGCUCGUCUGACUCCUUUGCGUGGCCCAAUGAACAACUCUCGAUGCCCUCAACGCAUGUAGCAUCGGCAUCUUUUCAGAGCGAGUACAUCGACAAUCUGCCACAGAGCUGGACAGUGGUAUCGCUGUGCCUCAGUGAGUCAUGCGAGGAGCUCUGCAUUGCCAGGUACCGAGGUUCGCAGGCUCCCGUGGUACUGCGCAUACCAUUUUCGCGUCAAAAGUCUGAUGAGACCGAGGAAGAACCGUUCCUCUUCGAGGACGGAAAGUCUGAGCUGGAAGAAAUCAUUAGUCUCUCGAACUUCAGCUGCCACAGCACCCUUGACACCAGCGCAAAAGGUGCCAAGACCAAUUGGUGGGCUGAGCGCGAAGCACUAGACAGGAGAAUGCACGAGCUUCUUAUCAAUAUGGAGAAUCUGUGGCUUGGUGGCUUUCGAGGCAUCAUGUCGCAACACGGCCGGAACCAGGAACAGCUUGAUCGAUUUAGAAAGGCGUUCGAGGCGAUGCUGGACCGGCAUCUACCUUCACGACGAGGCUCGAAGCGCGGCUCGAAGAGACUUGUGCUUGAUGAUCAAAUCCUCGAGCUCUUCGUUGGUCUUGGCAGUGAUCAGGACGGCGAGCUGGAGCUGGACGAGCUGCUGGCAGAGCUGCUCUACUUCGUUGUAGACAUUCUUCAGUUCAAUGGAGAGCGCAAUGCCUAUGACGAGGUCGAUAUUGAUCGAAUGGUGGUCGAUGUACUCGAUGCCAUGAGGAGCUAUCACGACUCAGAUGAGAAGACGAGUGAAGGAGCACACCUCAUCCUGGUGCUUGACCGACGCCUGCAAGCAUUUCCGUGGGAGAGCUUGCCAUGUUUUGAGCAUGUCAGUGUCAGCAGAAUGGACAGCAUGCACUCUUUGCGGGACCGGAUCAUUGCAAUGCGGCAGCAGGUCCAGGCGUCAAAGCUUACUGAGCAGGACCGCUACAUCGUGCCUCGUUCGUCCGGCACUUACAUUGUCAAUCCAGGUGGCGAUCUCAAGAGCACUGAGAGCAUUCUGACACCAGAACUGUCACAGCUUGCGGCUUCCGAGGGUUCUGGUUGGAAGUCCAUCGUCCGCCACGCGCCUAGCGAGGAUGAGUUCAAAUCCGCAUUAUCCUCGACAUCGACCCUGCUGUACUUCGGUCAUGGAGCCGGAUCUCAGUACAUUCGUCCGAGGACUGUCAGAAGGCUUGAGAAGUGUAGUGAGGUUGUGUGGCUCAUGGGCUGCUCUUCGGGCGCAGUUACUGAGUACGGUAAAUUGGAAGCGUUUGCUGUGCCUCUCACGUACAUGCUAGCUGGCCAGACACAGCAAGCCCCGGAGCUUGAACCCGCACAAUCCACAGGAAAGUGCAUGUCCGUCCUAGCAACGCUGUGGGAUGUCACCGACAAAGACAUCGAUCGCUUCUCGCUUGCGGUAGGCGAAGACUGGGGUUUAUGGAAAGCCCCACAAGCUUCCACAAAGCUUCCCGCCAAGACGCCGCGAAAGAGGGAGAAAGUCGUUGCACCUUCGACGCCAGAGAAGACGUGUAAGACGCCGAAGACUCCGAAAGUCAAGAAGACCCCUGUACCUCCAAAGACGCCGGUCAGGAGUGGUAGUGUGUCGCGCGAAAGAGGGCAGAAGAAGAUAAGUUUGGUGGAGGCUGUGGCGAGGAACCGAGAUGCCUGUUACCUGAGGUAUCUGAACGGUGCUGCGCCGGUGGUCUAUGGUAUACCAGUUUGGCUUGGCGAUUAG